Psylliodes chrysocephalus is the source of this 1222-nucleotide messenger RNA. Lineage: Eukaryota; Metazoa; Arthropoda; Insecta; Coleoptera; Chrysomelidae. The record is from the annotation of a GenBank genome assembly.
CGUCAGUUAAGAUGGAAGCAUCUCAAGUGACAGACUGUCGAUAUUCUAAUAAACUUCAAAAUAGUUGUCGCAAUUGAUAAUAAUAAAUAAUAAUGGAAUGCUUUUUACGUUGCUAUUUCGAAUAUUUUAAUUCGUUACCUAGAAAUACUUUGCACGAUAGAAGAAAAAGGAAGCACAUGGUUGAUUAUGUUAGUACUUUGAUAGAAGGUUGUUCAAAAGUUGAGAUUAAUGCAGACGAAAGUGCAAGAGAAGCAAUUAAAACAAUCCUUAAAUAUCACGAAGAAAAUAAAGAUGAUAACGGCAAAAUUUGUAAGAUGGGCAAAUACCACAACAUCCUAUAUAUAGCCGUGAAACUCUGCUACGAUUGGCAGGUUAAAGAUGCCGGAACGGUUAGCGCUCUUUUGGAGGAGAUUUACAUUUGCGAAAAAACGUUCGAACGAAUAAUGAUUGGAGCUAUUUUCGGAAAUAAAGCUCCGCACUAUAUAGCCGGAUGGAAAAGCGAUUUCGAAACUGAAGAAGAAAAUCUCAGGGCAGUGGUUUAUUUUUUAGAUAAGGCCAAUAGCGCCAGACUCGAACUUUGCUUCGGAUCCGAAAGUGUGGAGAAUAUGUAUAGGUUUAUUGAUUUGCCUAUUGAGAGUUGUGGGAAAGCGUCAGCUUUAAAGGUUUGUGUUCAACUGGGUCUACCAGACAAACUUCUUAUAUUUCUUCGUUUCGGAGCAAAAGUCUACAUAGAAAACGAAGAUACAACCAUAUUCGAACACAUCUUAAAUCGUCUUUUGGAAUUCAACCACGUUUACCCUUACAACUUGGUCUCCUGCUUGCAACUGCUCUUAAGAGCUUGUCCCAGAAUUAAAAUCGAUAAGCCCAAAGAAUUAUCAGACUCCGAUUAUAAAGUUUUAUGCGAAAAAAUGUACGAAAGGUAUUCAGUGCUAAUAGAAGAUGGUUUAAUUCCUUUAACCCGAUGUGGAAUUAGUCCACCAGAAUUAAAACAUCUCUGUAGAUGCGUGAUAAGAAGAAAACUUUGGGACAACUACGAGUUACCGAAUGGGAUCAGAGUUUUGCACGUUCCAGAAAAACUGUGGCGGUAUUUGGAUUUGUUGGAUGAUUAAUUGUUUUAAGGUUUAAAUAGUUGUUAGUUCUCAAUAAAAAAUGUAUUAACAUCGUUUCCUUUAUUAGCAUCAAUAAAAGUUUUCAGCUGGAAGAUCAAAAAUCUAAUAACUUG